Dentiscutata heterogama is the source of this 1025-nucleotide messenger RNA. The record is from the annotation of a GenBank genome assembly. Lineage: Eukaryota; Fungi; Glomeromycota; Glomeromycetes; Diversisporales; Gigasporaceae.
UGAAUUCGAAUCCUGGAACGGCAUCUUCAUCUUCUAAUAAAGCUUUGAAAAAGGAAAAUAAAAUUUCAACGGAAUAUAUCAAAACGGUGUUUCACGUACACUUACCUCAAAAUAUUAAAGAAUUCGGUGUACCAGCUGUCGUUGGUAAUAUCAAGGAGUUAGGGUUUUGGGAUAAUCCGAUUGUCAAGCUUCAUCAAAUUUCUCGUCACCUCUCUCCCAGUUGUGCUAAUACCUACUGGAUUUCUGAUCCCGUUCUGAUUUCUUUAAAAUAUAUCGAAUCUAUUCAAGAAAUACGUUAUAAAUAUGUGGUUGUUCCAGCACAACAAAAUGCAAAAAAAACCAAAGAAGCCACAAUUAUGAUCUCUGAAGGUUUUGCUGAUGUAACCGACCGUAUUCUUUUAUUACAAAACAAUCAGUAUGAUAUAUGGAAGGACGGUGAACUGCUCCAUAUUAGUCAAGUUGAAGAUUAUCAUUUUGCCGAGCUUAUAUUCAAUUCUUUAACUCCGCAAAAUUUUAAAGAAAAAAUUAUAGAAUAUCAAGCAAUUAAUAGGAAUCAUUGGCCAAAGACAAUUCAUGAAGUGUCGAUCGAGUUUUUUAUAAAAUGCUUACGUAGAAGUAAAUCUAAAGAGCAUCUUCUUUUAGUACUUGUCUUUUUGGGAUGUUAUGUUCACAGAAUUCAGAGACGUUCACGUCAUCGUAUUGAUUUACCAGACGAAUUUCCUACAAAUUUGUUACUUGAUGUAUUGGAAUAUGUUCAAGAAAAUACUUUUCCAUCUGAUGUGCAUCAAUUUGUUAUGAAAGCUGUGGAAACUUUAAUUCGUCAUAACGUUUUCAACGGAAAAUUUGACUGGAUUAAAAUAUUUCCCAUUGCUAAAUUACUUGAUCCGGAAUUCAAAUUCGUCGAAUCUCUCAGGUUCAGAUUCGAUGAGAAGACCGAAUUGCAUUUUCUCUCUACUUUACAUGACAAGGCAUUCCAUUACAUUGACCAAAUUAAAGAUUUAGAGACUUAUGCUAGAGUUGGAAAG